This is a messenger RNA of Chroicocephalus ridibundus (black-headed gull), 2577 nucleotides long. It is a transcript of the gene RFT1, whose product is annotated as RFT1 homolog. Gene Ontology annotation, cellular component: endoplasmic reticulum membrane. The coding region runs from base 67 to 1686 and encodes 539 amino acids. Lineage: Eukaryota; Metazoa; Chordata; Aves; Charadriiformes; Laridae. Gene Ontology annotation, biological process: glycolipid translocation; dolichol-linked oligosaccharide biosynthetic process. The transcript has 13 exons. The record is from RefSeq and is a predicted model, not a curated record.
CCCGCGCUGACGGGAUCGCGGCGCGACGGCGGCGCCACUUCCUGCCGGCGGGGCAGGGCGGGGGCCAUGGCCGCGCAGGACGUGCUCAGCCAGACCACCCGGCUGGCCUCCUCCAGCGCCUUGCUGCAGGUGCUGUUCCGGCUGGUCACCUUCGGGCUGAACGCCUUCACUCUGCGCUACCUCUCCAGAGAGCUCCUCGGCGUGGUCAACGUGAGGUUAACUCUACUGUAUUCAACAGUUGUCUUCCUAGCCAGGGAGGCAUUUCGCAGAGCUUGUUUGAGUGGAAGUACAAAGAGAAACUGGACCAAAACAAUUAAUCUACUGUGGCUGACAGUCCCUCUUGGUGUGUUUUGGUCUAUUUUCUUGGGCUUAGUCUGGCUACACUUGCUUGAAGUACCUGAUCCUUCUGUGGUUCCUCAUUAUCAGGCUGGUGUAGUGGCAUUUGGUCUUUCUGCAAUUAUCGAGCUUCUGGGAGAACCAUUCUGGGUUUUAGCACAAGCUCAUUUGUUUGUGAGACUUAAGGUAAUUGCUGAAAGCCUUUCAGUAGUGUCAAAAUGCAUUUUGACGGUUAUUUUAGUAGUUCUUUAUCCUCAAUGGGGCCUCUACAUUUUUUCCUUGUCUCAGCUUUUAUACGUCAGUGUUCUGGUGAUGAGCUAUGUAAUUUAUUUUGUGAUGUUUUUGGGGUCUCCUGAAGCAACAAAGAAGUCAUUUCCAGUUGCAAGAAUGAAAGCUCUCUUACCUAACUUGGUGGAAGAUGAGACCUUUGUCAACUGGAAGGAAGCACGGUUGACUUGGAGUUUCUUCAAACAAUCCUUCUUGAAACAGAUUUUGACAGAGGGUGAACGAUAUGUGAUGACUUUUUUGAACGUGUUAAAUUUUGGAGAUCAGGGUGUAUAUGAUAUCGUGAAUAAUCUUGGUUCACUGGUGGCCAGGUUUAUCUUUUUGCCUAUUGAGGAGAGUUUUUAUGUCUUUUUUGCUAAAGUGUUGGAAAGAGGGAAGAAUGUAAAGGAUCAGAAGCAGGAUGAUGUUGCUAUGGCUGCAAAUGUAUUAGAAUUGCUGUUGAAACUUGUGCUUCUGAUUGGCCUUACCAUCACGGUUUUUGGCUAUGCCUAUUCUCAGCUGGCUCUGGAUAUUUAUGGAGGCUCAAUGCUCAGUUCUGGAACAGGUCCAGAUCUCCUCCGAUGUUACUCUCUAUAUGUGCUAUUUCUUGCUAUUAAUGGAGUAACAGAAUGUUUUACGUUUGCCUUGAUGUGCAAAGAAGAGGUAGACAGGUACAAUUUUGUUAUGCUGGCCUUGUCCUUCACGUUUCUGUGCAUCUCUUAUUUCUUGACCCACUGGUAUGGCAGUGUAGGCUUUAUCCUUGCCAACUGCUUUAACAUGGGCAUUCGAAUAGCUCACAGCAUCCACUAUAUCUAUGAUUACUUCAAAGACAGCACUUACAGACCUUUGACAGGCUUGCUUCCCUCACCAUUUUUGGUACUGGUUUAUGUCAUAAGUGGAGUAAUCACUGGUUUCUCAGAGGUAUUCUUCUGCUGCGAUAAGGGCUGGAUGGCAAGGCUGCUUCACAUCAGUGUGGGGGCUCUAUGCUUUGCAGCAACCAUCGUUACUAUGUUCUGCACAGAGACCAAGCUGAUCCACUUUGUCAGAAGCCAGUUCCUCUCCCGUUAUAUGAAGAAAGGAACAUGAAAUGCUCAUGUGCAGAACAGUUCUAGUACAUGCUUGCAGUAAAGGGCUGUGUUUUUUGCAUAAGAUCCGUAUGCAAAAAAGUUUCCACAUGUGUUUAUUGGAAGCAUUGAUAUGGAGUGGCAAUGUAAGAUUGCCAUCUGAGCGUUAUUUUGUCUUCUCAGCUGGCCAGUACAGUGAAAGAGAGCCGAGUAAUUUUGUUCUUAUGCAUCAUUCUUUUCUAAGCUUUCCUUCAAGCAGCCUCUUUGGUAAUGAAUGAAGAUCUAAGAUACACCCUUCUUGACAUAACCUGGUUGACAGACUUCAUGGAGAGAGCUCCCACUCUUACCAAUGGGGAGUACAUGUAUGAAGGCUGCACACAGCUUACAUCUUGAGAUGUAAUUAAGGGUGCCCUUAUUUGGCAUGGUGGGCUGCUUAACUGGUUGGAAAAUAAACGGUCUGACAAAAAAACCCAAAACCCAUAAAAAUAAAAGAAAAGCUGAAGACACUAGGACAAGGACCAAUAGCAACGUUACUGUUGCUGAAGUAGAACAUAAUGUGGUGCAGAGAGAUUGCGUUGUCAGUGUUUUGAAGUGUAGAACAGAAACUUCUGAAAUUUACAAGCAAAUUAAUGGCACGCGCAGUGUGUGUCCAUGCUAGCUAUGUCAGAUUAUUUAAUUCAGCGUACCAUUCUUUGAUGAGGGUAUUGAUUAACUUGUCAAAAAUACUCUGAAGCCUUAGCUAAAGGAAAAAAAAAGGGGCUUGAGCAGUAUUUACAGGUGUUAAGUACAAUCUGAAAGCUGUAAGCUGAAGUUCCAAAGGUUAAUCAUAAAACUUCUUUCUUUCGCUCUGUUGGGUUUUUUUUGUCUGAGAUUUUAAAUGCCAAAAUGAAAAAUUUCUCUCAAUAAACAUUAU